AUGGUUAUUGAUUUGAAUGUUACUGAUGACGGAUUUGAUGAUGAAGAAAUUGAGAAUGAUUUUGAGGGCAAUGAAUGUAGCUUGUCUGAAGAGAUUAUAGAAUCAGAUCUCCAUCUGGAGUUUGAGUCAUAUAAGGCAAUAAGAAAUGAACUUGGGGAAAAAUUGCAGGUUGGUGUUGUUUAUGAUAGUUUGGAUGUGAUUUAUAUUUUGUACUUACAAUAUGGUGUUUUAAGUGGAUUUAGUAUUAAGAAGGGAAGCCAAAAAAGAUUCGAUAAUAGUGAUGAUCUUCGGUUAAAAGUUUAUCAUUGUUCUUGUGAAGGGUAUCCAGAUAAUAAGCGUUCGGUUGGCCGAAUUGCUUGUUACAAGAAGCAAGUUAGUCGGACGAAUUGUAAGGCAAGGUUGCGAGUCGUUAGAGGGGAAGAAGGCCUAUGGACUGUAACUGUUUUUUUUAACCAACACAACCAUGAAUUAGUGUCACCUGAUCAGUGUUAUACGUUGAGGUCGGCUCGACAGAUGUCACAUGCCAAGAAAUCUGUAUUAGACGCUCUUAGGUCAGUUGGAAUUAAGAUCAGUAGUGCCUAUAGGUUCAUGGAAAAAGAAGCCGGUGGACGACCGAAUGUAGGAUUUACCAAAAAGGAUGCAUAUGCACAUGUAAAUUUAUCCAAAAAGCAAACGAAACUUGAGAAUGGAGAUCAUAUCUCCCCCUUUUUUCCUUUUACUUUUUGA
Messenger RNA from Salvia miltiorrhiza (redroot sage), 726 nucleotides. RefSeq names its product protein FAR1-RELATED SEQUENCE 5-like. The record is from RefSeq and is a predicted model, not a curated record. The coding region runs from base 1 to 726 and encodes 241 amino acids. NCBI's taxonomy places the organism in Eukaryota, Viridiplantae, Streptophyta, Magnoliopsida, Lamiales, Lamiaceae. The transcript has a single exon.